AUGGCAGAGGCGAGUGACAGAGGCGGACCCAAAAUUUUCAUCAAGUAUGGACGUACUAUCAGCACGGAAUGGAUCUUCAAGAAGAUGGGGAAGCAACUUGUUCUGUACGAGGAUGAGGAUGCGUGGGCAGGGUUUGAGUUUGAUUUGGACUGGGCCAGAGAGUUUUGGGCACACGGAGUCACGCUUAAUGGCAGCUUGCACUGUGUACUCAUCGCUUUGCUCAUAAAACUCUGGCGCCUGCCGGCGACGGACUCAUCCUCGUCCUCCAUGGUGGUUGCGGGGGCGACGGAAACUCUGGCGGUGUUCUGGCACGAGGGCAUGCUGGCCCACGACGCCGGCAGCGGCAUGUUUGACACGGGCCUUGACCCGGGGUUUCUAGACGUGCUCGAGAAGCAUUUCGAUGGCGCCGACCGCGUCCGCAACAUGGUCUCCAUCCUCCGCCGAGGGCCCAUAGCGCCCUUCCUCUCUUGGCACUCCGGCAGCCCCGCCCACACCAGCGACCUCCUCAAGUUCCACACCCAAGAAUACAUUGAUGAGCUCGUGCAAGCGGAUGCCAGCGGGGGCAAGAAACUCGAUAAGACCACUUUCUUGAACCCUGGCUCAUGGGAUGCAACGCUUCUGGCUGCUGGAACAACCUUAUCGGCGGCGAGGCACAUACUAGAUGGACGUGGGAAGAUGGCCUACGCACUGGUCCGCCCCCCUGGUCAUCACGCGCACCCGGAUCGUGCCGACGGCUACUGCAUUCUGAACAAUGCGGGUCUUGCCUUGCAGCUGGCUCUAGAUUCGGGCCUCACAGAGAUCGCCGUUGUUGAUAUCGAUGCGCACUAUGGAAAUGGCACCGCAGAACGUUUCUACCAAACAGACAACGUGCUGACCAUCUCUCUUCACAUGAAGCAUGGCUCCUGGGAUCCGUCAUACUCACAUGCGCAGAGUGGCUCAGCUGAUUUGAUUGGUGAAGGAAAGGGGCUUGGAUACAACCUCAACAUACCUCUGCCUAAUGGAAGUGGGGAUGCAGGGUAUGAAUAUGCAGUGAAUGAAUUGGUUGUCCCAGCAAUUGAUAAGUUUCAACCUCAGCUUUUGGUGUUUGUUAUUGGCCAAGACUCUAGCGCGUUCGAUCCACUUGCAAGACAGUGCCUAACCAUGGAAGGUUAUAGGAGAAUUGGAAAAAUAAUGAGGAGCAUGGCUAAUCGGCACAGCGAUGGGAAAAUACUGAUUGUCCAGGAAGGAGGUUACAACAUCAGUUAUUCAGCAUAUUGUCUGCAUGCGACUCUAGAAGGUGUUCUGAACCUUGAAGCCCCAUUGCUGGAUGACCCAAUCGCCUUCUAUCCAGAGGAUGAGAAAUACACCGUGAAAGAGGUCGACGUCUUGAAGAAAUUCUGGAGAGAGUCCAUUCCCUUCUUGAAGGACAUAUAGAAAGGCACACCUCUCUG
Lolium rigidum is the source of this 1430-nucleotide messenger RNA. RefSeq names its product histone deacetylase 8-like. Bases 1 to 1413 code for a protein of 470 amino acids. The transcript is spliced from 6 exons. The record is from RefSeq and is a predicted model, not a curated record. Lineage: Eukaryota; Viridiplantae; Streptophyta; Magnoliopsida; Poales; Poaceae.